CUCCCCUCCCUCUCGUCUUUCAGACAGACUGUUUUUGCUGCAGUGAACGGCAGCCGUGGAGAGAGAGGAAGAGAGAGAGAGAGAGACACGGAGGAAAAAGCAAGAAAAACAAAGAGUCAGGAGAACAAGGAGAUUAAAAAGUCGAUAAAACAGAUUGAGAGAAGGCUCCGGACCAGCGACGGCUGCGCAUCAAAGGAGGGACCGUACUGAGGACCUUACUGGAGACCAGCGCCAACAAAACCCGACUCAGAAGGCGGAAUAUAACGGUGACACUCCAGAGCUCCUCUGCCCUCCUGAGGAUUCAGUGAGACAGGCGGAUCUGUGUGCCUAACCAUGGCCCUCCCAUCAGCCCCCUCCACAUUAUGGAGUGUCAGCUUAUUGACGGUACUGUUUGCAGCAGUGGUUCACAGCAACAUUAUCUUCGACGACGACCCCUUGCAGCCAGUGACCUCAGACGAGACGGUGUCCGUAGGAGGGACAGUGACACUGACCUGCCGGGUGCCCGAGAGUGAUAACUCCUCACUGCAAUGGUCCAACACUGCACAGCAGACCUUGUACUUUGGAGAGAAGAGAGCGUUGAGAGAUAACCGCAUCCAGCUGCACCGCUCCACACCCACCGAGCUUUCCAUAACCAUUGCUGAAGUGCAGCUGUCCGACGAGGGCGAGUACACCUGUUCCAUCUUCACCAUGCCGGUCCGCACCGCCCGGGCUACAGUCACCGUGCUAGGUGUGCCCGGUGAACCUCAGAUCUUGGGCUUUGAGAAUGCAGUGCCAGAGGGGGGCAAAGUCACCCUGACCUGCACCAGUACAGGCAGCAAACCACCCGCCAGGCUGCGCUGGUACAGAGGAGACCAGGAGCUUGAAGGACGUCCAGACGUGGUGGAGUCCGUUCCAGACGAUCCAACAUACAACGUGAGCAGCGAGCUCACCCUGGAGGUGAGCCGCAGUGACGACAAGGCCCUCAUCACCUGUGCUGUCGACCAUCCCUCUCUUGCUCCGGGGGACAAGAGGAGCGAGCGAGCUCUGCAAGUGUUGUAUUCCCCUGACGUGCGGAUCACGCCCGAGAGCAAUCUGCCUAGAGAGGGGGAGAAGUUUCAUCUUCAGUGUGUGGGCAACGGCAACCCCGAGCCCACCUCUUACAGGUGGGAGAAGAAAGAUGGAGAGCUCCCCCCACUGGCCAAAGCCGACGGUGCUUUCUUGCGCUUCGAGAUGCUCAACAAAUCCGACAAUGGCGUCUACCUCUGCGAAGCCAGCAACGGCAUAGGGGACAGCCUGGGGGAGUACACCCUACUGGUGCAAGGCCUCAUGGACCCAGACUACCCAGACACCACCUUAUCCUUCCUUGGCUCUCCAACCUCCUCCCUCCCACCCUCCUCUGCCCCUGACGUUUUCUCUGGCUCCGGCUCUGAUCCCACUUACUCCUACUCCUACCCUUCUCUCCUCGCCUCCACCUCCUCCCCCGAGUCUUCCCUAGCCUCCUCACCGUCCCCCACCCCCUCCGUGCCUGACGUGUCAACCACCGUCUCUGAAUUCUCCACCACCAGCCUCUCCAACGCCCUCUUCCCCGACCUGCCACUCUCUCCCUCCUCCUCCCUGACUGCCCCUCCUUCCUCUCCCCGGACUCCUCCUCCCUCCUCCGCAAGCAUCGCUCCUUCCAAAGCCAACCCCUCCCCCGCCUCCUCCCUCACUCCCUCAGUUUCCGUCCGGCUGAAUGGAGUUUACACAUUCACAGAUGCUGCAGACAACAUUGCAGACCCCACAGCCAUGUCGACGUCUUCGGGGGUGGACCACGCUGUGAUCGGAGGGGUGGUUGCUGUAAUCGUCUUCAUCCUGCUCUGCCUCCUCAUCGUCCUGGGCAGAUACCUCAUCAGACACAAAGGAACGUAUCUGACCCACGAGGCCAAGGGCUCGGAUGACGCCCCCGAUGCGGACACGGCCAUCAUCAACGCAGAGGGAGGCCACUCCGGAGCAGAGGAUAAGAAGGAGUACUUCAUCUAGACAGAGGGGGCGGGAGCAGUGGAGGAAAAGGAGGGAAAGCUGGAGGACGUGGAUUAGAGGAGAGGGGAGGAGCAAAGGGGAAAGAAACCUCCAUUUGUUUUCACGACUCUUCAGUUCUUCACUUGUUUGGAAGGGAUGAUGGGAGGGGAGGGAAAGAACUGCAGUUGGGAUAAAGUGAUGAGUUGAGCUUCAACUGGUACUACCCUCUUUGCAUUGAUACAGGGAAGUGGGAUUUUUGCACUGACACACAGACGAACUGAAGACACACACAUACACUCAGACACACACACACACACACACACAAACAAACACACACACACACACACACAGACACAUAGACACAGACAUGUACAUGAGUCAGUUUUGAGGAAAACUCUUCCCAAACAGACUUAAUUGCUCGUAGAUGUUCCGAUUAACAAGCGCGUGUCUCCUGCUGUACUAACACGUCUGAAUUAUCUCUGAAUGACACAAUAACACCUUUUUACACAAACAUCGUACUUCUAACUGUCAGCGCCUUCCGAAAAAGCUAAAUUGUAACUCACAUUCCGGCAUCCCGAGCUCCGAUACUUCACUUCUCACACCUCGCCCAACCUGUCUCCUUCAACAUCUCAACCAAAACCAUCGGCUCUGCCUCCUCACGUUUCUGUCCUCAUUCUUUCCAUCUGACAAGGUGGUAUCCCUCUGCAAACAUUCUACUGGUGGAGGCAUCCAUCCAAAGCAAAUUAUUACUGACAAACCUAAUCUCCCUCUCUCUCACAGUUUAAUCUUUUUAUGCCGUCAAACCUUCCCGCAUCCUCUCAAACCCUGGUUCAAGCCGUUGAGUUUCCCACAAUGCAGCACCACAACAUCCAGCACUCAUGCAAACAUAGCAUUCCCGCCUUGCGCUACCAAGCCGAGGGGCUCCAGUAUACAUAUAUAUAAAUAUAUAUAUAUAGAAUUAUAUAGCAUUCUUUUUACAUGAUGGAAAAUCUUUGGUGUGCUGUAAAUACUCUCUCUCUCUCUGACCUCUCUCUACCUUCUCUUCUUCUUCUAUACCUCUUCUCUUUCUCUACAUAUCCCUCUCUCCUGUAUCUCAUACAGUCUGUUACUGCAUUACAGUAACUUAUAUACUCAAAAAAAAGCCUGCCUGUUUUUUAUUACAUGCGUGGAAAUGCAGAGUCAAAUCUAUCAAUAUCUGGGGAAAACGUAUUAAAAAUAAUGACAAUGAUGUUGCGAUGAAAACUAACCUUAAUUGCAAAUAUUUGUAUGAGGAGUACUGUCCUUCUUCUACUUUUUUUUAUUCCUUUUGGUUUGGGGGAUUUAUGGGAGAUUUUCUCUCGUCAGUGUCUCAGUGUGCUACUGUCAGUGUUAACGGUUUACAGUGUCUGUCCAGGAGUCCAUACAUCGAUUUUUUUCCGAGUUGUAUUUGGAUUUGGAGGUUUAACGUUUUGAUUCUAUAUUUCUUCACCUUUUUUCGUCUGUGUGCCACAUUCAGUAUCUGCUCCCAAACACUAAACUGUAGCAAAACCUCUGUAGAAUGCAGCAGCUUUCGAAAAGGUGUCAAAGUGUUUUGUUCGAGCCUUUCUGGAGUAUCACUGCCCGGCACAUGUGGACCGCUGGGCUUUUCUUUCCACUGCGCCCUCUGUGAACAUCCAUCCUGCUCCCUGCAGCAGACUGCUUGUCUUGGCAAAUCCACCUGGCACUUAAGUCUUUCAGUAGUGACAUCAUAACUUCCUUUUGAGAAGCGGGUAGCUCGCUGCUUGAACAAGCUUGCUUGCUUUUCACUACGGGGCUGAACAAGAUUGCCUACAUGCAUUAUGACAAACUUCCUGGCAAAAAAACAACCCUUUCUGUUAUUGUUUCUUUCUGUGUGUGUGUAUGUGUGUGUUAUUGCAAGCAGGAAUCAUAUGCUAGCUUAGCAAAAGGUUCCCAUAAAUGAACAGUGUUUUAUAAAGGUUGUGAGUUCGCAUUGGAGCUGGCAAGCUCCACUUGGCCCGGCCCGGUUGUGGAAAUUUAUUGCAAUCUAACUAAGAGGCUCUGGGCUCCAAACUGUACACACGCCAAGGUUUGGCUUUGGUGGGCAGAGUGCCCGAGCGGGAGUCUGGGCUCCACUUACACUGAAGAAAGUCAUUAAGGAACGUAAAGGUCUUUUUCCCUUCUCCCCCCCACCCGCCGCUCCACUCGUCCAUUUCGUUUAAUUCUUUAAUCAGUCAUCUCGUCUGCGUCCUGAUCCACCUUCACCCAGUCUCUCCUCCCCUCCUCCCCUCAUCCCUUCUUCCCCCUCCUGUCCCUUGCUCCAUCUCUGAUCUAUGCCCGACUCUCCUCCAUGCUUUCUCUCUCUCAUUCGGUCCUAGACGUACAGUAGAAAUAGCGUCUCUCGGUUUCCUGGCGUGCACCGAUGGCUCUCUGCAGCACUUUUUGGGCUGUGUUUUAGGAGAGGAAUCCAUUUGCUGUUGUCAGUCCUUCCCUUAGACAGUGAUGUCUGUGAUAGUUUUUUGUACACCCUUAUUUGGGAACGUUCAGGGAUUGUGCUUUUCGUACCUUUCCCCACAUUGUUAUUAUAACCGCAACCUAGCUAGCUGCUUUGACAGAAAGUGGCCCAGCUGGUGUGUCUUUAUGCUAGCUAUACUACAAAAGGGUACCGCGGCCUGAAGCAGGGUCAUCUGCUGUUUUUUUUUCUUUUGUGGAAUCUCGGUUUGUGAUUUGGGGUGGCGCUGUAGUAAACUUGGCUCAAACAGUGCUCCUUUGGAGACUGCUUUGACAUGCACGGGAAAACGUUAAACCAACCAAGGUCAAUAUUUUGAAAAAAAAUUCAAACCGUUGCUUGUCCAGUGUUUACUCUGCAAUACUCUUCAGCUUUACACAGUUUUCAUGCCUGCAGACCAGAGGAUGGCUUUGUCUCACGGAGCUUAGUGAAGAGUAACCUUUGAUUUGUACUUAACCCUAGUCCAAUUCUGCUGUGUGAACAGAGAAAAGGAAUACCGGCCUCAUACUCAAUAAAGUGUAGUGUCUUUUAAAAACUAAUGGACCUGUAUUUGCCUGUAAUUUAUCGUCCUGUCCUUCGUGUUAGUUAAUGUGCUAGCAUGUAGCUUGCAUGAGAAAAAGGUUGGAAAUGUAGAUAGUGUUGGAGAUAAGAGGUGCCGACAAGAAUCUCUCCAGAGACGAGAGCGGCGGCCUGCUGUCCUCUGAUCUGCAAACAUACGCCACGUCCCAGUUCAACCUGCCUGUACCUCCUCAACACAGCUGUUCCCUAGAUACACUGGAAAAAGGCCACAAAAUGAAUACAAGGUGCUUUUUUUGCUUGUAAUAAGCAAUAAGUGUAAAAAUCUGCCAAUGGAACACAUGGAAAUUCACUCGAUAAGAUUUUUUUUGAAAUAAAAUGAAAGAAGAUGAUAUUCAAACAAGAUGAUUCAUCUUUUUACAAAUAACACAGCGGCUUAAAAACUGUAUAAGAUGUUGAAAAAGCUUUUUUCAUCUGAGAUCUGAUUCAUAACGAGAUGUCUUCAUUACUCUUUCAUUAAACGAGAUAUCUAAGAUGCAUCGUCUAAAACAAAGUCCCUGCGUCUCACUGAAAUAUCACUGGUUAACUGAUUAUCUUUUAUUAAGUGGUGUUAGAUAUUUUGUCUAGAAAUUAGAUGAAUUUACUUGUUUUUUUGCAGUGUAACUGAUGAAGACUUAAUGGAGACUUAUUCUGCUUUCCCCCCCACCACUACAACGUUAAACCUAUGUAGGGGUACAAUAGCGUUGAAUUGGGACGUGCAGUCAGUCCCGUUCAUAUUUAAUUGCAUCGAUGCAGUAAUGACUAGCUGUCACCAGAUGCCAGCAAACAGCAGCUUCUCUUUACCCCCCCCCCCCCCCAAUUCCACUCUCAUCAACUCCUCUUCAGGCAGUUGCACACUCGCUGCCAGUCAUUGCUUUGUUUUGGUAGUAAAAACAAAUUGAUUUUUAAAUUAUGUUUUGUAAAAGGUGUGCAUACUCUUCAAAAUAUUACUUUCAGUUGAAGUGUUAAUCAUUUUCUUGUCUCUUCUUUUCAAUUAGAUUUUCCAAAGCUUGGAGGUUAGAAAUGUAUUUUUUUUUCCCGUAUUUUAUUGUUUCAACAACCAUUUUUCUACAAUUUCAUGUAUAUAGUGUUGCCUUUACUGGAUACUCUUACAGGCGCACCCAAUACACACUUUGCACACACAUCCACACACAUAUCUGUAUAUGCACGGCAGGCAUGUGAUCUGUGUAUUUGUACAUAUGUGUGUGUUUGUGUAUGAGUGUGAGGCGUGUAGUAAUUGACCCAAGCAGACUCCGGAGACACUCUUAUGUGUUGCAGUCACACACAAAAAAUUUUCUUAUUUGAAUGACUAAAACAACUUCCUUGCUUUCAGACUUAUUAUUUUGGGUGACAAGUCUUCCUUUUGAAUAAAUAUCCAUAUCACAUGAGAACAGUGCUGUCAUGUAUGUUCAUUUGUACUAUGGCUGAUGAUGUCAUCAAGGCGAGACCCAACCGCAUGCUGUGGUGGGUUUGCAUCUGUUGGAUGUUCAUACAGUAUUUGUUUUGUUUUUUUGUCAAAAUACCAGUUCAGUUGUUGACUUCAAUAAACAUGCAUUUGGGUUAAUUU
Molecule: messenger RNA, 6584 nt
Organism: Etheostoma cragini (Arkansas darter)
Lineage: Eukaryota; Metazoa; Chordata; Actinopteri; Perciformes; Percidae
Gene: cadm3
Product: cell adhesion molecule 3
Exons: 12
Coding region: 334-1998 (554 amino acids)
Biological process (GO): homophilic cell-cell adhesion
Cellular component (GO): presynaptic membrane
Source: RefSeq, a predicted model, not a curated record